Coffea eugenioides is the source of this 1691-nucleotide messenger RNA. Its product is annotated as protein WHAT'S THIS FACTOR 9, mitochondrial-like. The transcript has 2 exons. The record is from RefSeq and is a predicted model, not a curated record. Gene Ontology annotation, molecular function: RNA binding. Lineage: Eukaryota; Viridiplantae; Streptophyta; Magnoliopsida; Gentianales; Rubiaceae. The coding region runs from base 122 to 1159 and encodes 345 amino acids.
CUCAAAUAGAGGACAGGUACCCCUCCCGCCUCCUUACGGCGGCGUUUCGUUCUUCUUCCCGCCUUUUUUUUUCUCUUUUUGACUCACUCAUGAACGGAAGAAGCAAGGGCCAAUUUCUUGUAUGCAAUUUCCAACAAAUCAGAACAAUAGUAAAAGUCCGGCUGAAAUGGGUGAAGAACAGCUCCUUAGACCAUUAAUCGACGUCCAAACAGACCUUAAAGCCGCCUGCCUUCUCAAGGACGCUAUAGCACGCUUCUCCACAGGCUAUUUGCCCUCCAAAUCACUGGAAAAUACCCAGAAGCUAUUGGGCAUCACUGUCCCGACGCUGCGUUUCAUUCGCAGAUUCCCGACUUUAUUCCAUGAGUUCCCUCACCCCAAAUGGCCUUCUUUGGCCCGUUUUGAGCUGACCCAUGUUGCCAAAUUGCUUCGUCAGCAAGAAAUGAAGGUCUUUGAUGAAUGCCAGACUGAUUUGGUUGAAAGGCUUUGCCUCCUCCUCACGAUGUCCAAGUCCCAAAUGAUACCUCUGCAAUCAAUACAUCCGUUGAAAUGGGAUUUUGGUUUGCCAGAUGAUUUUGACAAGAAUUUAGUCAAAAGGUUCCCAGAUCAUUUUCAGAUUGUUAAAGGAACAAAUGGAUUGGCUUGUUUGAAGCUUGUUCAGUGGCGAGAAGAAUUUGCUGUAUCUGAGCUGCAAAAGAGCAAUGAGAAGAGAGGAUUAGAAAGUGAUAAUGGUGCUGAUGGAAGAAAUGCUUAUAAGUAUCGGGAAUUCAAGAGGGGAAAAUCAGCUUUAGAGUUCGCAAUGAGUUUUCCCAGAGGCUAUGGAGCUCAAAAGAAGGUGAAGGCAUGGAUGGAGGAAUUUCAAAAGCUACCCUACAUCUCUCCUUAUGAGGAUUCCAGGAGGAUUGACCCAAAUAGUGAACUUGUGGAGAAGAGAGUUGUUGGAGUGCUCCAUGAAUUUUUGAGCUUGACUAUUUACAAGAAGACAAAGAGGAAUUACUUGAGGUCCUUGAGAGAGGAGUUAAUUCUUCCCCACAGGUUUACUCGACUAUUUACUAGGUACCCAGGGAUAUUUUACUUAUCGCUAAAAUGUAAGACAACUACUGUUGCACUGAGAGAGGGGUACCGCAGGGGAAGACUAGCGGAACGACAUCCUAUUGCUUGACACAGGGAUAAGUUUCAUCAUGUAAUGAGAACUGGGUUGGUAUACCGAUGUAAAGGGAUUGAAGUUCUACCUCAGCUGGACAGUUUGAUUGAUGAAGCCGAAGAGGACAAAGUUGAAGGUCAAAGCGAAGAAGAAGAGAUUGAAACAAGUGAUGAAUGCUAUGAAGCUGGUACUUCGGAGGUGGAGAGUGCGUCUGAUGAGGAUUAGCAUUGAGUUGUCUGAAUGACCCCUUUUUUUUGUCGGGUUGGGCUAAGAGAUAUUGAGCUCUAUAGGUAGAUAGGUCCUGCUGUGUAACAUUCUAGAUCUGUAUUUCAGUAUUCUUGCUUGAUGCAUGGUCUGGUAUACAAGUGUUACAGAUGGCUUCAUUGCUCAUUCAAAGCGAGAAUAGUAUUUAUUUUUGUAAUUGGCUUACAGAUAUGUUUGCUAAGAGAUUCAAGUUUAGCAUUGCCAUUUAGUAGAGAGCCAGCAACUGGGAUGCAGCAAUUGCUUGGCUUACUUGAACUAAAGACUUGAUGCUGUAUAACAUUUUACC